AUGGCUUCAGUCGAGGAAAUCAGAAAUGCUCAACGUGCCAAGGGUCCGGCCACCAUCCUAGCCAUUGGCACAGCUACCCCCGACCACUGUGUCUACCAGUCUGAUUAUGCUGAUUACUAUUUCAGGGUCACUAAGAGCGAGCACAUGACUGAGUUGAAGAAGAAGUUCAAUCGCAUAUGUGACAAAUCAAUGAUCAAGAAGCGUUAUAUUCAUUUGACGGAAGAAAUGCUUGAGGAGCACCCAAACAUUGGGGCUUAUAUGGCUCCAUCUCUUAACAUACGCCAAGAGAUUAUCACUGUUGAGGUACCCAAACUUGGGAAGGAAGCAGCAUUGAAGGCUCUUAAGGAGUGGGGUCAACCCAAAUCAAAGAUCACCCAUCUUGUAUUUUGUACCACCUCGGGUGUAGAAAUGCCUGGUGCAGAUUAUAAACUCGCUAAUCUCUUAGGCCUCGAAACAUCGGUUAGAAGAGUGAUGUUGUACCAUCAAGGGUGCUAUGCAGGUGGAACUGUCCUUAGAACAGCUAAGGAUCUUGCAGAGAAUAAUGCAGGAGCAAGAGUUCUUGUGGUGUGCUCUGAGAUCACAGUUGUUACAUUUCGUGGCCCUUCCGAAGAUGCUUUGGACUCUUUAGUUGGCCAAGCCCUUUUUGGUGAUGGGUCUGCAGCUGUAAUUGUAGGAUCAGAUCCAGAUGUCUCAAUUGAACGACCACUCUUCCAGCUUGUCUCAGCAGCCCAAACAUUUAUUCCUAAUUCUGCAGGUGCAAUUGCAGGAAACUUACGUGAGGUGGGACUCACCUUUCAUUUGUGGCCCAAUGUGCCCACUUUAAUUUCUGAGAACGUAGAGAAAUGUUUGACUCAGGCUUUUGACCCACUUGGUAUUAGCGAUUGGAACUCGUUAUUUUGGAUUGCUCACCCAGGUGGCCCUGCAAUUCUUGAUGCAGUUGAAGCAAAACUCAAUUUAGAUAAAAAGAAACUUGAAGCAACGAGGCAUGUGCUAAGUGAGUAUGGAAACAUGUCAAGUGCAUGUGUGUUGUUUAUUUUGGAUGAGAUGAGAAAGAAAUCCCAUAAGGGGGAGAAGGCCACCACAGGUGAAGGAUUGGAUUGGGGAGUAUUAUUCGGUUUUGGACCAGGCUUGACUAUUGAAACUGUUGUGUUGCAUAGCAUUCCUAUGGUUACAAAUUAA
Molecule: messenger RNA, 1179 nt
Organism: Vitis vinifera (wine grape)
Lineage: Eukaryota; Viridiplantae; Streptophyta; Magnoliopsida; Vitales; Vitaceae
Product: stilbene synthase
Biological process (GO): polyketide biosynthetic process
Molecular function (GO): acyltransferase activity, transferring groups other than amino-acyl groups
Source: RefSeq, marked provisional